UAUAUAGCGCGCCAAAACGCCGCCAACGCUCAUUUGUUUCCAUAAUCGGACGCGAUUCGCACUUGUUAGCACAGCCUACUCGACAAAGUGGUGUUUUCGGCCGAAAAAAUGACAGAAAAUCGAUUCAAAAUCGAAAAAACCUACGACAACGCGGCUUUCCAAAUCGGCCACGACGAUGACACGAGUAGGAACAACCAAAAAAACAGAGUUAGCAUCGAUUUUAGUGAGAAAAAACGGCGGAAAAGUAUAGUGCACAUCACGAAAGAAGUGUUGCCCAGGUUGGAGAAUUACAGGAAUUCUAGGAGGGCUGUCAAAAGGCCGUCACUGGGUGAAUUGCACGGGACUGAGGAGUAUGCUAAGGAAAAAUCAGCUGAAAAUGCGGACAUUCAGACGAAUCAAAGCAGCGCACAGCAUGGCAUCAAGCUUGGCUGGAUCCAAGGAGUGCUCAUCCCCUGCAUGCUCAACAUUUUUGGAGUUAUGCUCUUUCUGCGGCUCUCCUGGGUAGUUGCUGAGGCAGGAACAGGAUUAUCCCUACUCAUCAUAGCAAUAUCAGCGGUUGUCUGUGUAAUAACGACUUUGUCCUUAUCAGCCAUCUGUACAAACGGUGAAGUUAAUGGAGGUGGAAUAUACUACAUCAUCUCCAGAUCCCUCGGACCUGAGUUUGGAGCCUCUGUAGGCAUAGUCUUUGCUUUCGCAAACGCUGUAUCCGCAUCCAUGAACACCAUAGGCUUCUGUAACUCGCUCAGCGAUCUACUGAACACCUACGGAUACAAAAUAUUCGAUGGUGGAGUCAAUGAUGCCAGAGUUAUAGGAACCAUAUCCACUCUGGUUAUGAUCCUGAUCUGCGCUGUGGGUAUGGAAUGGGAGAGCAAAGCUCAGAACUUUCUUAUAGCAAUCAUAGGAGGCGCUAUAUUCGAUUUUGUAGCUGGUGCAAUAAUGGGACCUGUGAAUGAUGUUCAGAGAGCUCAAGGGUUUACAGGGUUUAAUAGCACAGUAUGGACCGACAAUUGGUAUCCAAGCUACAGAGUCUCAGAAGGAGUUGACUACAACUUCUUUCAAGUAUUUGCCAUAUUUUUUCCGUCAGUUACUGGUAUUCAAGCGGGAGCAAACAUUUCGGGAGACCUUAAAGAUCCAGCGUCUGCAAUUCCUAAAGGAACUAUGCUUUCACUCAUUAUUACCAUGAUAACUUACGCCUUAUUUGUUGUAUUUUCUGGUGCAGCUGCUGUCAGGGAUGCCAGUGGCAACGUUGCUGACUUUGUAGCGGGCAACUUAACGGACUGUGCUCAAAAUUUCACUUGCGAUUAUGGACUUUUCAACAGCUAUCAGAUGAUGACAAUAAUGUCAGCUUGGUGGCCUUUAAUCUACGCUGGAUGCUUCGCUGCGUGUAUCAGUACGGCCUUAACCAACCUACUCUCAGUACCACGACUUAUUCAAGCUUUAGGAAUCGAUGAGAUCUAUCCAGGGCUUAUAUACUUCUCCAAAGGCUAUGGAAAAGCUGGAGAGCCUUACAGAGGUUACGUUCUAACCUUCCUCGUUUCUGUCUCGUUUGUUCUGAUUGGUGAACUAAAUGCCAUAGCUCCCUUGAUAUCGAAUUUCUAUUUGGCUUCGUAUGCUUUGAUCAAUUUCUGUACUUUUCACGCUGCAUUGAUCAAACCCCUGGGUUGGAGACCUGAGUUUAAAUACUAUAAUGUAUGGUUGAGUCUAUUUGGAUUCAUCUCCUGCGUAGCAAUCAUGUUCCUGAUCAACUGGAAAACAUCCCUAAUAACAUUUAUCGUAAUCCUGGGUCUAUAUUUAGUAGUUGUAUACAGAAAUCCUGACGUCAACUGGGGCUCAUCUACACAAGCCCAGACUUACAAGACAGCUCUCGCAUCAACUCAGAAGCUGAUCAACGUUGGGGAACACGUGAAGAAUUACAAACCUCAAAUUUUGGUGCUGACUGGUUCUCCCAAACACAGGCCAUCUUUGAUUGAUUUUGCCAGUACUAUCACUAAGAAUCAUUCGCUUUUGAUUGUGGGUGAUGUCAUCGAAUCAAAAAUCAAUCACAAGAUUAAGGCUCAACGAACCAUUGAUGCGUAUACUUUUUUGAAAAACAACAAAGUGAAGGCAUUUUACAAUUCGAUUGACAGCACAAGUUUCGAAGAAGGUGCCAAGGCAUUGAUGAAAGUUUCAGGCAUUGGAAAACUGGUUCCAAACGUGUUGCUCAUGGGUUACAAAGCUGAUUGGUCAGUGUGUCCGAGACACGAACUAGUUUCGUACUUCAACGUCUUACACGCAGCAUUUGAUCAGCACUUGGGAGUGGCCAUUUUAAGAGUCAGUGGAGGCCUAGAUUACAGCAGUUUGACUGAUAUAGAGGACAACAGUAGCUCUUCCGAGCACUCAAUAGUCUCAGUUCAGCAACAGGAACUCAGAACAUCUCCGUCAAGUGCUCUGAUGAUGCAUUCUGAUUCGAACCUUAACAUCAACGAUGUUGGGCUUGCCGUAACCAAAUCUAGUGGAGAACCGAUUAUGUCUGAUGAGUCUAAUAAUAUCAAUCCUAAAGAAGAACCUAAAAAAGAAAGCAAUAUUUUGAACCUAAAUUCAAGUAAAAAGAAGCAAAAACAAUCAAAAAUCAAGCUGGAUGUCGUGUUGAGUAUGUCCAACGAAAAACUGCCUCACGUUGAAGAAAUCAACAGGUUUAGAAAGAAGCAAGACAAAGGAUUUAUUGACGUAUGGUGGCUAUAUGACGAUGGUGGACUGACCAUGCUUCUUCCUUACAUAAUAUCGACCAGACAUUGCUGGUCCAGCUGUAAACUCAGAGUUUUUGGACUGGCCAGCAAUACUAACGACCUAGCUCUGGAGGAAAGAAACAUGGCCCAUUUAUUGUCAAAAUUCAGACUGAAUUACACGUCUCUUAAGAUGGUUUCCCUCUCGGAUAGACCCAGUGAUGAGACUGUAGCUGCUUUCAACAGUAUAGUCAGUGGUUUUAAGAGUGAAACUAAUACUCUCAAUGACUGUCAAAUAACAGACGCAGAAUUGAAUGCCAAUCAAGAAAAGACACACAGACAACUUAGGUUACGAGAUCUUCUAGUUGAAAACUCACAAAAUGCCAAUUUAAUAGUAAUGUCUCUUCCAAUGCCCAGAAAGGGUAGUUUAUCAGCCCCCCUGUAUAUGGCUUGGCUCGAAGUCCUUACAAAAGAUAUGCCUCCGUUUUUACUAGUCAGAGGCAACCAACAAUCAGUACUUACGUAUUACUCUUAAAAAACGAGAUUCUUACAAAUAAAAUUUGAUCUAGAUUAGUUAAAAAUGUUUCAGUAUUAUUUUACUUAAGUUUCACGUACUUUAUUAUAGUUUAGUCGUUUAUUUAAGUGAUUUUAAUUGAACGUGCUUAAUAAAAAUAGCAUAUUCCAUUUUAUUUAUGUCCGAGACUUAACUAUGUAAUAGAAUUGACGUUGAUAAGUAAUUGUAAGGUUGUUUAGGCAUGUAAAAUAUUGUUAUGGCUUUUAAAUAGAGAUAUUUUUAGAAUUAA
Molecule: messenger RNA, 3505 nt
Organism: Sitophilus oryzae (rice weevil)
Lineage: Eukaryota; Metazoa; Arthropoda; Insecta; Coleoptera; Curculionidae
Gene: NKCC
Product: bumetanide-sensitive sodium-(potassium)-chloride cotransporter
Exons: 18
Coding region: 109-3237 (1042 amino acids)
Biological process (GO): cell volume homeostasis; sodium ion homeostasis; potassium ion homeostasis
Cellular component (GO): membrane
Molecular function (GO): sodium:potassium:chloride symporter activity
Source: RefSeq, a predicted model, not a curated record